UUAUUUUAAACAAUCUAACCUAACAAUUGUCAUAAUAAUAAUAAACUUUGACACGUCUGUUGGUAAAAAAGCUCAGUGAUGGCAGUGUAACCCAAAACAUGAACUGAAACACUGAAACAAUAUAAUAAUGUUAAUAAAUAAAUUAAAUAAUUUAAAAAUAAAGUUUAAUUGUUUUAAAUAAAAUGGAAUUUUUUAAGAACAGUUUUAAAUCUGUGCUGGGUGCUCCGGACCCGGAGAACCAGCCGACUGGAGCCGACACGGUGGAGCGCCUGGUGGACAGAUUAGAGUCUUCAACACUUUUGGACGACAGAAGAGACGCAUGUCGAGCUUUGAAAGCUCUAUCACGAACCUACCGAGUGGAAGUAGGAGCACAGGGUAUGAACGCGGUGCGCCAGGUUCUGGAGAUGGACCGCACAGACUGCGAGAUAGUCGGCCUGGCGCUGGACACACUCUGCAACAUCACGAGCCCGGAGACCUUCGACGAGGAAGUAGACAAGCACGGUCCCGAUAGUAAGAUCGGCGAGCAGUUCACGGAGAUCUUCAUCAAGCACCAGGACAGCGUGGGCUUGGUGCUGGCCGCGCUGGAAGACUUCGACUUCAGAGUCCGCUGGCCAGCUCUCAAGCUGCUGUCCAACCUGGUGAGCAACCGCCCAAAGGACAUCCAGGAGAUCAUCCUGGUGAUGCCCAUGGGCGUGUCCAAGCUGAUGGACCUGCUCAGCGACAGCCGCGAGGUCAUCAGGAACGACGCGCUGCUCCUGCUGAUCCAGCUCACAAAAGGCAACGCCAACAUCCAGAAGAUCGUCGCCUUCGAGAAUGCUUUUGAUAGGAUCUUUGAUGUCAUCACCCAGGAGGGCAGCGCUGAGGGAGGGAUUGUUGUUGAAGACUGCUUGCUGCUCAUGCUCAAUUUAUUAAAAGGCAAUCUUAGCAAUCAGAACUUCUUUAAGGAAGGAAGUUAUAUUCAGAGGCUCACGCCAAUGUUUCAGCUCCCUCAGGCUGAUGCUGAGGACCCUGCUCCGGUGGGGUGGAGCCCUCAGAAGGUUGCUAAUGUUCAUUGCAUGGUUCAGGUGAUCCGGGCGCUGGUAGCACCAAGCUGUUCUGCCCAAAUAGUAUCAGCGUGUCAAAGAAUAAUGCAUGCAUGCGGCCUGCUGCAAGCUUUAUGCGACAUCUUAAUGGCCAGCGGAGUGCCAGCAGAUGUCCUAACAGAGACAAUAAACGCAGUAGCAGAAGUGAUCCGCGGGAACAACACGAACCAAGAAUUCCUGGGCAGCGUGACCGCGCCGAGCAGUCCGCCGCGGCCAGCAAUUGUAGUGCUGCUCAUGUCGAUGGUAAACGAGAAGCAGCCGUUCCAGUUGAGGUGCGCAGUGCUGUACUGCUUCCAGAGCUUCCUAUACAAGAAUAAUGAUGGGCAGACGCAGUUGAUCCAGACGUUGCUGCCCCAGAGCAACGAGACGCCCUCGCUGACCACUGGGCAGCUGCUCUGCGGCGGCUUGUUCUCGCUGGACCCGCUGUCCAACUGGUUCUCGGCUGUCGCGCUGUCCCACGCGCUGAUCGACAACACUACACAAAAAGAGCAGCUGCUCAGAGUGCUGCUGGCCACUAACAUUGGCAAGCCGCCUGUUACUCUCAUGCAGCAGUGCGUGUUCCUGCUACAGCAGGGCAGCAAGCCUCAGAGCAAGCUCGGGCUGCUCAUCCUGCUCUGCCGCUGGGUCAGCUACUGCCCAGUUGCUGUCAAGACAUUCCUGUCCCUCGACUCUUCCGUCGCCUACGUGACUGCCCUGCUGUCUGGCCACGAUAAUAAUGAAGACCUGGAGGAGAAUCUUAUUCAGAGCAUGUGUGCUUUGCUCCUUGGCAUGUGUGUUCACUUCAACGACGAUCAGGUCCCCGCCUACACCAAGGACAAGCUCUGCAAUUUAAUUGACAAACGCAUUGGCCUUGAGAGGUUCCAAGACGCCAUUGGUGGGACCACUAGGCAUGAGAUUUACUCCAGGACUCUCAAACAUCCUCAGCCUUCGGCCAAACAUCCUAAGGACUUGCUCCUGGAUCACGAGUUCUGUCGGCUAUUGAAAAUUCUUGAAGGAGCUGUUUCCGAGUCCGUCAAAGGGAAUACUAGUUGUAAUGACAGUCCAAAGGAAAUUGGUAAUAGUGAUCCGAUGGUUGGGCAGUAUAAGGAUCUUAUUAGGGAACAGGAUGAGGAAAUUCAGAAACUUAAGAGGGAUAAUGAGAAUUUGGAAAAGGAAAAACAAGAAUUUCAGAUGACAAUCCAGGACUUACAAUCCCAAAUAAGUAACCUUCGGGACCAAAACUUAGUCUUACGCGCGGCGCAAACAAACCUAGCCGACAAGGACGCUUUACCUAACCAUCAAAUAAAAAUAGACGACUCCUCAGAGGAGUUAGAAAAAUCCCAUCUUACAAUUCAGAAUUUAGAGUCGCAACUCUCCGGGUACAAGUCGAUGAUCCUCGCCCUGCAGGAAAAAGAGAGCCAAGUAUCUCUAGAGCUGGAGAAAAAAUUAAAAGAGACGACCGAGGAGCUGGAAAAGCUCAAAAAGGACCAAGAGGACCUCCUGGAGCUUCUGUCGGACCAAGACACCAAGCUAGUGCUGUACAAAGAAAAACUUACCGCCCUGGGCGAGAAAGUCGAGUCUGACGGAAGCUCUGGAGAAGUUGACGACGACACUGACGACCAGCCGUCGAGCAAUUGAAUUCCUUAAGCACAAAGGUAUUAUUUAUAGAAAAAUAAAUCAGAUUUAUGAA
Messenger RNA from Cotesia glomerata, 2751 nucleotides. RefSeq names its product general vesicular transport factor p115 (gene p115). Gene Ontology annotation, cellular component: cytoplasm; Golgi stack; Golgi membrane. The coding region runs from base 183 to 2699 and encodes 838 amino acids. Gene Ontology annotation, biological process: vesicle fusion with Golgi apparatus; transcytosis; endoplasmic reticulum to Golgi vesicle-mediated transport. Lineage: Eukaryota; Metazoa; Arthropoda; Insecta; Hymenoptera; Braconidae. The record is from RefSeq and is a predicted model, not a curated record. The transcript has 6 exons.